UACAUGUUUUUAUGCUCCAGCCACUGCUUAAAUUUUUGGUCGUCCACUAUUCGAACAGCUUUGAUGAAACAUCAAUUAUUGCACAUUUUCUAGGAAAUUGAGGAACUAAGAGGAAGAACAAGGGAUUUCUUUUGUUCUGGAUUCACUCAGGAAAUAGAAGUGGCAAGUUUUUCACGAUCUGGACGUUGACAUCACGUACGGCCACGAUGACGACGGGUAUCAGUCAGGAGCUCGUUCCCCUUGAUAUGGGGAUCCUUGUCAUAUACUUUGUCUUCGUUCUAGCUGUGGGACUUGGUUCUAUGUUUAGAUCGAAUCGAGGCAGUGCAGAAGGUUAUUUUCUGGCUGGUGGUUCGAUGUUAUGGUUACCUGUUGGUGCGUCACUGUUUGCGAGUAACAUCGGAAGUGAGCACUUCGUCGGGUUAGCCGGCUCUGGUGCUGCGUCGGGCAUAGCUGUGGGAGCAUUUGAACUCAAUGCGCUCAUCAUUCUCCAAGUGUUAGGAUGGGUUUUUCUACCAGUCUAUCUCGCAAGUGGAAUCUUUACUCUACCAGAGUACAUGGAGAAACGGUUUGGAGGGAUUCGAAUCCGAAUGAUCAUAGCUACAAUCUCACUCAUUCUGUACAUCUUUACCAAGAUAUCUGUUGAUCUGUAUUCUGGAGCUUUGUUUAUUGAACAAGCAUUGGGGUGGAAUCUAUAUGUUGCCAUCGUUGUACUUCUGUGUAUCACUGCUCUCUAUACUGUAACGGGAGGGCUAGCAGCAGUCAUUUAUACUGAUACAUUACAAGCUUUCAUCAUGCUUGGAGGUGCACUAUGGCUGUGCAUAGCAAGUUUCAACGAGAUCGGUGGCUACUCGAACCUGGAGCCUUUAUACAGUGAAGCAGUUCCCAAUGAAACCAAGUAUGGUAAUGACACAUGUGGAGAACCUCGGGAUGAUUUCUUUCAUAUGUUCCGUGACCCUAUAGAUUCAGAUCUACCCUGGCCUGGGUUUAUCUUCGGUCAGACCACCGCUUCUCUCUGGUACUGGACUACUGACCAGGUGAUAGUACAACGAACCUUGGCAGCUAAGAAUCUAUCGCACGGUAAAGGAGCAACUAUCCUCGCGGGACUCUUUAAGAUUACACCUCUAUUCUUUAUUGUGAUGCCCGGAAUGAUCUCCAGGAUUUUAUAUCCAGACAUAGUCGCGUGUGUAGAUAACUGCGAGGAGAUUUGUGGAUCUAAAGAUGGUUGCUCUAAUCUGGCCUACCCUCUGAUGGUAAUGAACGUACUGCCUGAUGGUGUUCGUGGUUUAAUGUUAGCUGUCAUGUUAAGCGCCCUCAUGAGUUCACUGACGUCCAUCUUUAACAGUGGGUCAUCCAUCUUUACCAUGGAUAUAUGGCGCCACAUUAGAAAGUUCCCGGAUGAAAAGGAAAUGGUGAAACUGGACAAAAAGGCCAAAAGAAAAUACGAAGUCGAACUUAUGAUCGUUGGCAGAGUUUUCGUGCUAAUUCUGGUGGUCGUGAGUGUAUUAUGGGUUCCCGUUGUUCAAAAUAGUCAGAAUGGAAAACUGUUUGACUAUAUCCAGCAAAUAUCUGCAUAUCUAGCUCCCUCUAUCGCUGCAGUGUAUACAGUCGGUAUACUGUGGGAGCGCGUGAAUGAAACCGGAGCAUUCUGGGGGUUGAUGAGUGCAUUAGUAAUCGGAUUUAUUCGGAUGGUACUCGAUUUCGUCUAUCCGAAACCGGGAUGCGGUGAGCCGGAUGAGAGACCCGAAGCUGCUGCCGCUAUUCUCUUUCAUUACAUGUACUUUGCACUCUUUCUCUUCUGGUGGACUGUAAUAGUUAUUAUCAUCAUUAGUUUACUAACGCAACCCAUUCCAGAAGAUUACCUGUAUCGCUUAACGUUCUGGACACGAUUCAAUCGAGAGGAAAGGAAGAACAUCAGUGAUAUGAAGAGAAACGAGAUGUUAGAAGGAAAGAACAAUCCAAUGAAAGAAACUUAUAUCAUGGGCGAAGAGCAACCAAUCGAAGAAGAGAUCUCGCGGCCUGGUCCUAUGGAUGAAACUAAACUCUCAGUGACAAUGUCAGAGAAAAAGACAUCUCCUGAUGAUCAGCAUAUCAUGAGACAAGGUGAAGAACCGAUAAAGGUCGAGUCGCGUUGGAAACGUGCCUAUCAGUGGUUCUGUGGGUUUUCUACGAACGACGAGACGAUUUCGGAUGAGGAUAUCAAGAUAAGAGAGCAAGAGCAAAUGGAGAAGGUGGUCCAGACCAGGCGUGACGUCAUCAUUCUUGAUAUCGUAGCUGUGUGUGUGAUUGGUAUUGAUAUAUUUCUUUUCGCCUGGUAUGCUUGAACAUUAUCAGCAUGUAUAAAUAUAUUAUGCGGACUUCACAGCUUUAUUCAUAUUGUUAUCGGUUACAACCACAAUUGUCUUGUACAUAUUAGCAUAAAGUGACAUUCUUUUGAUACAGUCCAUAACGAUACAUUUUGACUAUAUUUGGUAUUUUAUGUAGGAGUGGUAUUAAAGUACCAGCAUGAAUAAUUUCCAAUAUAUAAAGUAUCUUUAUUUAGAACAUUAAAGUAGAUCGUGUGUUAAUUUCUUUGGAAUUUUACAAUUUGAAUAUUUCUUGUUAUUUUGGAAAUAUGUCAAUGCAACAAAAUCAUAAUGCCCGACAAUGCAAUGAUCAUGCACCAAUAAAGUGUCUAAUGUGAUAAACAGUGGAAGGAGUUGAAAUUCAUCUGGGCAGUUCCUGUUACCUGCAUGUUGACCAAUAGUGUCUUUGUGUCUCGUAUG
This is a messenger RNA of Strongylocentrotus purpuratus (purple sea urchin), 2762 nucleotides long. Its product is annotated as sodium/glucose cotransporter 4. Gene Ontology annotation, cellular component: plasma membrane. The transcript is spliced from 15 exons. Gene Ontology annotation, biological process: transmembrane transport. Lineage: Eukaryota; Metazoa; Echinodermata; Echinoidea; Camarodonta; Strongylocentrotidae. Gene Ontology annotation, molecular function: D-glucose:sodium symporter activity. The coding region runs from base 207 to 2321 and encodes 704 amino acids. The record is from RefSeq and is a predicted model, not a curated record.